Molecule: messenger RNA, 989 nt
Organism: Budorcas taxicolor (takin)
Lineage: Eukaryota; Metazoa; Chordata; Mammalia; Artiodactyla; Bovidae
Exons: 8
Coding region: 39-944 (301 amino acids)
Molecular function (GO): methyltransferase activity
Source: RefSeq, a predicted model, not a curated record
CAGUGCGAACCUUCCGCUGCUCUGCUUUCUUCUCCAACAUGGAAUUUCGCGCCGCGCGGCUCGCAGUACUGCAACUGCUCCGUACGGUGGCUCCGGCAGACCUCCCAGCGCUUCUGCAGUGGAUGCGAACUACCCGAGAUUUUGAUGAAUUCACUCAAGACAAUAACGACAUUAUGUUGAAAAACAUAGCAGAAGACCUUCGGAAUUACUUACCUCUAGAAACUAUGCUUUCCUCAGAACAUCUAGCCCUCCAAAAAAUACAGCAGCAGCCAGAACCCACAGUUCACGUUGAUGCAUUCCUUUAUGAUGAAGACUUUAUUGAUUCAUUAUGUGAGGAAGGAAAAAUGAGCAGAAACUACUGUAUGGCGUGCGGUUCACAUCAGACGGCACCUCUAGGGUUUAUUUCUCAUUCCUUCUCUCUCAUGGAAUUGAAAUUCAUUUAUCAUCACGUACUCCCUGAUCUGUCGGGAAAGGUCUUGGUUGACGUUGGCUCCAGGCUUGGCACCGUCCUUUAUGGGGGUUAUCUUUACAGUUCAGCAUCACAACUGUAUGGAGUAGAACUGAAUGGUGACUUUUGCCAGUUGCAGGAAAUGGUCAUAAAAAAGUAUCAGUUCACUGACAGAAUAAAGGUGCUUCAUGCAGACAUUUGUACACAAGGUUCACUUCUGCAGAAUGCUGAUGUUAUUAUAAUGAAUAAUGUCUUCGAAUAUUUUCUUGAUAAGGCAGAACAGGCCAGAGCCUGGGAAUAUAUCUGCCAUAAUGUAAGGAAACAAGGGUCGUUAUUAGUGACAGUGCCAGGUCUGGAAGAUUCUCUCUCAGGUCUUCAGGUUAAUAUACAGUUACCUCCUUGGGUUGAAGAGAUACCUCUGAACUAUGAUGUAUUCCCAGAAAAGGAUAUUGACAGAGAAGCUCUUGAACAAAUACAUUUAUACAAGAUUCUCUGAAACUAAAAUAGUCCUGCCUUGGUGUAAAAUAAUUACAAAAUAAUU